AUGGGCAAGCAUUACUGCGACUACUGUGACGUGUUUCUGACGCACGACUCGACGUCAGUUCGCAAAGCGCACAACUGUGGGCGCAAUCACCUGCAGAAUGUGCGUGAGUACUAUGCAUCGCUGCCGCCUGCGGAGCUGCAGAUGAUGGCAGACACCAUCCUGAGGGAGUACCAGGCUCGUCAGCUGCCGCCGCCGAUGGAAUUGGUAGCUCCGCAGCUGGCGUACCGUCUGCCGCCGCCAUCGCACAUGCCCAAUGGGCGAGCGCCGUUCAUGGGCGGCAUGGCCCUGCGUCCGCCGCCGGGUAUGCCGCCGCCCGACUUUUCGCGCCCACCGCCUUCGCUGCCGCCCCCUGAUUUUUCCAAGCCGCCGCCGACGAUGCGCGGGGCGCCGCCAUGA
This is a messenger RNA of Malassezia restricta, 396 nucleotides long. Its product is annotated as U1 small nuclear ribonucleoprotein C. Gene Ontology annotation, molecular function: zinc ion binding; pre-mRNA 5'-splice site binding. The record is from RefSeq and is a predicted model, not a curated record. The transcript has a single exon. Bases 1 to 396 code for a protein of 131 amino acids. Gene Ontology annotation, biological process: mRNA 5'-splice site recognition; mRNA splicing, via spliceosome; spliceosomal snRNP assembly. Gene Ontology annotation, cellular component: U1 snRNP; nucleus. NCBI's taxonomy places the organism in Eukaryota, Fungi, Basidiomycota, Malasseziomycetes, Malasseziales, Malasseziaceae.